AAUGAGUGGCAGGGGCAAGACUGGUGGUAAAACGAGAGCAAAGGCUAAAACUCGUUCAUCGAGGGCUGGGCUCCAGUUCCCGGUUGGUCGCGUUCACCGACUGCUGCGUAAAGGAAACUAUGCCCAGCGUGUUGGUGCCGGUGCUCCAGUUUAUCUGGCCGCUGUGCUCGAAUAUCUGACCGCUGAGAUCCUGGAGUUGGCUGGUAACGCUGCCCGAGACAACAAGAAAACCCGCAUCAUUCCCAGACAUCUGCAGCUGGCAGUACGGAACGACGAAGAGUUGAAUAAGCUCCUUGGAGGCGUCACUAUCGCUCAGGGGGGAGUACUGCCCAACAUCCAAGCUGUGCUGCUCCCCAAGAAGACCGAAAAGGCAGUGAAGGCGAAGUAAUUCCUGCAUUGC
Messenger RNA from Conger conger (European conger), 400 nucleotides. Its product is annotated as histone H2A-like. The transcript has a single exon. The coding region runs from base 2 to 388 and encodes 128 amino acids. NCBI's taxonomy places the organism in Eukaryota, Metazoa, Chordata, Actinopteri, Anguilliformes, Congridae. The record is from RefSeq and is a predicted model, not a curated record. Gene Ontology annotation, cellular component: nucleosome. Gene Ontology annotation, molecular function: structural constituent of chromatin; DNA binding; protein heterodimerization activity.